This is a messenger RNA of Selaginella moellendorffii, 2192 nucleotides long. RefSeq names its product pentatricopeptide repeat-containing protein At1g53600, mitochondrial-like. The record is from RefSeq and is a predicted model, not a curated record. Gene Ontology annotation, biological process: RNA modification. Lineage: Eukaryota; Viridiplantae; Streptophyta; Lycopodiopsida; Selaginellales; Selaginellaceae. The transcript is spliced from 2 exons. Gene Ontology annotation, molecular function: protein binding; RNA binding. The coding region runs from base 1094 to 1597 and encodes 167 amino acids.
CCAUAUGGCAUCCAUGGCACUUUGUUAGAUCGCGGAUCCGCAUUCUCGCUGCUCGAGGCCAGCGUUUCGUGCCUGGCAGAAGCCCUUCCCCGAUUUCAGAGGUAAGAGGACGGGAUCUGGGUGGAUCGGGGCGACGCUCCUCUUCCAAAAUACUUGACGACCUCCGCAUGGUGGGAUCCAAGGACGAUAGUGGCGCUCUGGGUGUGGGGAGUUCACUCGGUAGAAGAUGGAGAAGAAACCCCACUCGGCCAAGGAAGGAAAAUUGACAGGAGAGUUUUGUUCUAGAUUUUCUCACUCACUCGCUCACUCGCUGUUUCUAUGAAAGAUGCAGGGAGGAGAACAACUGGUAGCUCAUUCCCGUCGCUAUGGUCGUCUGUAAAUGUACCCAGGCAAGGAUCGUAGAUUGGCAGAUCCAGGACCGGACUGUCUAUACCGAAGAACCGGCCAAGUUUUGGGAGGCCUGAUCAAAUCUCACAAGAUACUCUCUCUCGAGUUUGCAUGGAGCAAACACAGUUUUGCAUUAUCCUCAAGAACCGUAAAAUCAGAUGAUAAUGUCGCGCGAUCUCCUCUCCAGUAAGAACAUCGACUUGAUCAACGCAGUCAUUCAUGGACGCGAAACGGGGCAGGAUGGACGAGGCACGCCGCAUUUUCGAUUCCAUGGAUCGGCGCACCGCGGCGUCGUGGAACUGCGUCAUCGGCGGCUACGCGCGGUGCGGCCAGCCGGGUCUCGCGCUCCAGUUCUUUGCGCGGCUGGUUGGAUCCAAACGGCCGGAUCUUCGUCACGGCUCUCCAGGCCUGUUCUUCGCUGGCCGCUAGAGAAAAAGGGGUGAGAGAUUUACAGGGGAGGAUCAUCAAGCUCAAGAGCCUCAAGAGAGGCAUGGCUCUUCAUUCCCAGCUUGGUGGAUUCUUGGUGGACAGGUUCGUGGCCAGCGCCCUGGUGGAUUUCUAUGGAAAGUGUGGCAGCGUGAGAGAAGCUCUAGAGAUUUUCCAGGCUGCCAAGUUGGGAACAAAGGACGUGGUUGUGUGGAGUGCCAUGAUCAACGCUUGAUCGCAAGGAGGGGAAGACGAGCUAGCCUUGGAGCUCUUUGAGCUUAUGCUUUUGGAAGAUGGAGCGGAGGCAAAUGCCGGACUCUGGUGGCCGUGCUCGACGCUUGCACGAAUCUGGGAUGGCUGGACAGGGACGGAGAGAUUUACUCGAAGUUUGCAAGAACAGGGGGAUUUCGUCCAGCGUUUUUGUCUCCAACAGUAUGAUGGAUAUGUAUGCAAAGUGGGGGAGAUUGCUGGAUUGCUGGAGAGUUUUCGAUGGGAUGAUAGAGCGGGGAAUUCGGUCUCAUGGAAUGUUAUGAUCAUGGGAUAUGCAAAAGGUGGCGAGGCCGAGCGGGCUCUCGAGUUAUUCACGGCCAUGCAAGCGUUAGACGUGGUCGUCAGCUCGAGAACUUUGGCGGCCUUUCUCCAGGCGUGCUUGGAUAUGGCCGAGAAGGAAGAGGCUCGGCUUGUGGAUGGAAGACUCUUGAAAGUGGCGUUGCUGGAGAAGGCAUUGGCUGGAAGACUCCAAGGACUGAAACCGGACUCGGCAGGCUUUUGCAUCGGUACUUAAGGCCUGUGGGGGCCUUGGAGCACUACAGGCUGGACAGACAAUCCAUCGUCUGAUCGAAGAAGCUGGGGGGCUCCGGUGGUGGCAAACUCGCUCAUAAGUUUCUAUGGUAAGUGUGGUGACAUCGUGGAAUCUUGCCGAGUGUUCGAUGGAGACAAGGACGCAGUGUCUUGGAGUGCACUGAUCGCAGGAUACAGCCGUCAAGGGGACAGUGAUGCGGUGUUUGGUCGACAAGGGGAUGGAAUACUUUCACGCGAUGUGCUUGGACUAUGGACUUAGUCCGAGUGUGGAGCAUGUAAUCUCCAUGGCUGAUCUACUUCGACGUGCUAAUCGGCUGGAGGAUGCACUUGCGGUGGUGGAAAGCCUGCCUUUCCAAUCAUCGCAUUGAAACAAGCCCCAAGCAAAGCCAUCCAUAUCCUGGAGCACACCUCUUCCACAGGCAGCCUUUGAUGCUCUAUCAAAGGUUGACGAUGAAGGUGGUACAGCUUAUGCUCUCAUGGCAAACAUAUACUCAGGCUCAAACAAUGAAAACUAUGACAACCUUGAAGUGAUCGCUGGAUCUUUGUGAUGUCACUUCAAGAAAGUGUGGAAAGAGUUG